Messenger RNA from Diorhabda carinulata, 3663 nucleotides. RefSeq lists its product as uncharacterized. The record is from RefSeq and is a predicted model, not a curated record. The transcript has 2 exons. The coding region runs from base 2267 to 3322 and encodes 351 amino acids. Lineage: Eukaryota; Metazoa; Arthropoda; Insecta; Coleoptera; Chrysomelidae.
AUAUAAUAUAUUUUGGUAUUCCAAAACCCUGAUGUUAGUAACGAGCUAUUGUGUUUAGAGACGGAAGCUAAAUUUACUUAAUUUGUCGUACAUGUAUGUUGAAAGUUCCUCACCAUUGCACCUUCUCUCGGGAAAACUUAUUUCUGUGAAAAAAAAUUUCCCACUUAAUUUAUGUCUAUUAAACUAGAAAGUGGACUGUCAGGAAAAGUGAGUCCUUUUUUUUGAUAUUGUUCCUAAAAAUUUCAAUACCUUCGAAUAUAUCUUACAAUUUAUAUAGCAAAAGUAUAAUCCACAUACCUGUACGUAUACCGAAUCUCUUGGAUAAAUACUACUUGAAAUGACUCAUGAAAAAAUUACAAUUUAGCUGAAAGUAGAUUACUUGUUAUAUAAGCACCAAAUUAUUAGAAUUCAGUAAGUUCUGACAUAUCAAAGGGCAUUGAACUUUCUCCCUAUUUCAUUUUUACAUGAUGUUCUUUAUUAAUCAAUUCUAAAGAAUUUUAAAUUGAAAUACUACCUGGUUUUUCAAGUUCCUUUGAUACAUAUUUCAAAAUAAAGCUAGAUGUGUAAAUUACCGAAAAAAUAAGUCUCAUUGGCUUUCUGGACUUGUGAAUCUUAUGGAGACGAUAAAACUUUGAUAUUGUUAAGUUACAACAUAUAAUUUAUGUUCAAGUAGACUGGUGAUGAAGUUGUUACAAUUCCUAGCUAGGUUUUUUACACUUGUAAUCUUUUUAUUUGAAUGAUUUUUUGUAAUGUUUGUAUAAGGUCUCAUUUUAAUUCAGUUUUCUUUUCGAAUGUUAUCCAAUCUUAUUUCAUUCAUUUAAAUAUAAUAAUAUAAACAAUCCUUUUUCCUCAAACACUAGAUAAAAAACACAGCCUUAAACAAUUUUAUUAGACUUCAUCAAUGUUGUUGAAAACCUUUCUAUUAAACUUGAUAUUAAAUCUAUUAAAUAAAUGUAGUGUCUUCUGAUGGCAAUUUUUGUGAAUUUGUUAAAUAUAUUGAUUGUUCUAUUCCGAGUUUUGCCUGGAAGGGAAAAAUCAACUGAGGUAUUCGCCUCGACUCCAGUCCACACUGCUUCGCUUUCCAAGGCUACUGUACACUAAUGUGUAUGUUUUCUUAUGGAAAUUCUAAUAUCUUACAAUUACUACUUUCAAUAUAAACUCUAUUUCAAAGUAUGGCAGAUUCUUUAUUCACCCUUUCAAAAAUUAUAUCUUUGUUGUUUUUGAACGUACUAGCAGCUCUAGAAAUUAAUAUAUAGGAUUCCGAACCAACUUGAAAUAAAAUUUUAAUAGAAACAUAUAAUAGAAACUUGAAACCUUCUGUACGUUAUAAAAUUAUUUGUGCAUUCAAUUUAUUAUACAUAGAUGUUCCUAAAUUGGUUGUUACUGGCUACUACUAUAGUCUAUAUUAAUUCAUUUUAGGUUAGGCAAAGUUUUAUUUCCAUACCGUACAACUUAACAUAAUUUGAAAAAUGUAUGAACUAAAUUUUUUUAUUUAUUAAUAUUUCAUUUACAUACUAAAUUUUCGGAUUUUUAAAUUAAAACAUACGCAUUUUCAAGAGAUCAGAGCUCAUGCAUGUUACAUUACUGACGACAAAUUGGCGAUACUUCGUUAUUUAAAGUUUCAAUACAGUUUCGACACCAAAAAACCUUUUCACGAAAAUUCUCAAACCAUUAUCAGCUGUAGUCUUAUCUGUUCAUUAGAAGUCUAUAUUGUUAUUAUUAAAUGUAUUGCAAUUAAUAUAAUACAAUUGUUGCUUUUUGAAUUGUAGCGAUUAGGGAACAGAGUGGUCAGUGUAAAACUAGAAGAAACUAUCAUGUCUCUAACCUGAACAAUGAGUAUCAAGCAGGGGGACGAAGGUAAUACUCUGCUCCCUCAAAAAUCUGGUUCAGGAUGAGGUAGGCCUACAACAGAGAAACCACAGUCGUGGCAUUAACUACUAUUCACAAAACAUAUUUUGAAAAUGAUAGGAGGGAAACUUGAUUAGGUAUAUUUGUGAUUAGUAUUGUAUAUAAAUAUACUGGAAUGCUGAGAAAAAAUAUACAAGCUGGUUGUGGAAUACGAAUAAUAAGAGGCAGAUUGAAAAAAGAAGUAGAAAUGUAUUUGUAGGGGAUGGAAUGAACAAGUUGACAUUAUUGUCAAUCAAUUAAAUUGUACAACUUCGCUAUAAAUGUUAUUAUACACUUAUUAUCUGCUAUUUUCGGCAGGCAAAAUUAUCGUAACUGACGUUAAAUCGAGUGAAAAAAUAUAAAAACUUGCAAUCCAGUCAUGGAAGAAGAUAGUCAUUGGACUACCAUGGUGAGAUGUAGUAUGUGCGGUAAAAUACCCGAAACGGUCCCGUUAUAUCAGUGCCCUAUUGAACAUCAAUAUUGCAUGGAUUGUUAUUUAAAACUGCGAGCGAGUUGCAAUGGGUCUGCUCAAAACGAGACCACUUGUCUAGUUUGUAAAGCUACGGGAAUCUUCACUCAUAGUAAAAUUAACAUGGAUUAUUUGGGUAAAAUAAAAUCUAGACCAGGCAUUGGAAGACCUUACAGAUAUAAUAUCAAUGAAAUCGCCAAUAAAGAGUGUGCAAAUUCAAGACCGUCGACUUCAAAGCUACCUAAACACCAAUUCGAGCCGAAGAUAACCCUUGAAAGAUUAUUUGGUCUUCCAUCAAAAGAGCUGGAACUAUUGUUAAGUAGGAAGACCAAAACCUCUGAGGCAGUACCACCAAAUGAAGCCCAUUGUUUAUUACAUGAACUAUCAUCAAGACCAAAUUCUGCACAGAGCAUUUCACAACAAUCCAAAACACCAAUAAAAUGUCCACAUGGGUCUUGCAAAAAAAUGAUAACCACUUCCACGUUGAUCUCACACUUCAAACAUGAUCAUGCAGAUAUUCCCUCUCAUGAUAUAAGAAGAGAUAGAGAAUUGUGCUUAACAUUAAAUGUUACCGACAUAAAACAUAACAAUCAUCAUUGUUUGGGGAUUAUAACUGUGUAUGAACCCAAUACUACUGCCAUUGAUACUUGCAAACAGUAUAUCCCUGUGAAUUCAUUUUGGCUAUUGGUGACUGGUUUCAUUGGACCUUAUGAUGAUGAAGAUGAUGCUUUGAUUAUCAUUUGGUUAUUUUGUCCUUGCCAGGAUUCGUACCAUACUACCAUUGAACUAAGUUCAAAAUCAGGUACCAUGGCAUUUUCUACUUACUGUGAAGUACACACUUCUGCUCAAAAUUUGGAGUUUGAAGACAUUGCCAGUAAAUUGCAUUGCUUGUUGUUAGGUAAGACUUCCGUAGCUGCGUUAUUAGAAGAUGGACCUGAACUGGACCUCUCGAUUACCAUUCAUUGAGUAAUGGAGAAAAUACCAUUCAUUGAGUAAUGGAGAAAAAUUCAAGUAUUGUAUUUGAUGUGGAAUCAAUAGAAUAAAUUUUGGUACAUAUUCUUUUUUGUCUAUAAUUUUUGGUUCAAUUUCAUUAAAAAAUAUUAUUUAGUUUUUAGACCACUUGGUAUACAUAAAUUUUUAAACUUAGACAAAUUUGAGGAAAUUGCUGUUUUCAAAUAAAUAUAAUGUGUAUACCUCAAUAAUUUUUCCCCUAUCUAAUAGUCUUAAUCCCAACAUUAUAUUUUAUAUAGUGUUGUAUUGAAUUUAAUUUGAGUAAAAUAAUGACUAUUUAUUCACAUAUUCAAUUU